GGCGUUUAAUAAAAAUAUAAACUAAAAUCCACAAAUAUUACAUUAAUAACAUAAUGUUUGUUAAAGUUUUUAAAAUAAAAUAAACCUUUUAAAUUUUGAAAAUAAAAGUACAAGUAUAUUUUUGAGUAAAUAAUUAGGUCAGUCGAUUAAAAAGUUUUGCCAAUUUGGUUACCGGUACGUCAGAAGAUAUUCAUUCGAGAAGUUAAAUUGAAAACAAACUUGUUUAUGAGUAAAUAACAAUAUCAAUUUUAAAAGUGAAAUACGUGUUCUAUUAAGUGUUUCAGUUACUUGUGUUUAUAAGUUUAUUAUUCGAAGUUCUAAGUGAAAUAUGGCAGAACACGAUUAUUUAGAUUCAAUGGAGAACAAUCACUUAGAUGGAGCCAACGGUUCUCUUAACAUGACCGAUAAUAGUUCGGGUGGAGGUGAUGAGGCAUCAGGUACAGGUUUACCUGACAUAGCAGCUAUCAAAGCCCGAGUGCAGGAGAUGGAAGAGGAAGCAGAAAAAUUAAAACAGAUGCAAACUGAAGUCGAUAAACAGAUGAGUAUGGGAAGCCCCCCUGGAAUUACAAGCCCAUUGAAUAUGUCAUUGGAAGAGAAAAUAGAAGCCGACAAUAGGUCAGUGUAUGUUGGUAAUGUGGAUUAUGGAGCAACAGCUGAGGAGUUGGAACAGCAUUUUCAUGGUUGUGGGUCCAUUAAUAGGGUUACUAUUUUAUGUAAUAAAUUUGAUGGUCACCCCAAAGGCUUUGCUUAUAUUGAAUUUGGAGACAAAGACAGUGUACAAACUGCAAUGGCUAUGGAUGAAUCAUUAUUUAGAGGCAGACAAAUUAAGGUGAUGCCAAAGCGCACAAAUAAGCCAGGGCUGUCCUCAACCAACCGGCCACCGAGAGGGGCGCGCGGGCGAGGCCGCUCCUACCGCGGCGGCUACUCGCCCUACUACGCCAGCCUCAGACCCGCGAUCCGCCGCGGCAGGGGUAUAAGGCGGGGAUCAUACUACAAUCCGUACUGAGUAUGGUAGAGGGGCAUCCGCCCCCGCCAAUUAGUGAUAAGUUAGAGGACCUUGUCCGGUUAAGUUAACAGUGGUUUAGUGAGUGUACUAUGAACUGUUAUUUUAAUUUCUCAAAGGGUUUCAAUAAAUCCACUAAUUUUUAUUUUAAAAGGUUACACUAUAUUAUUAUCAUACCUUCAUCUAUUUUUGAAUUUAAAUGCAGAGUCAACAUGAAGAUCAAUAGUAGCUUUAGCUUUAAUGAGGUAAUGUUUUGUAUUUAUUUAUAUUUGAGAAUGUGAAUGUGAAAAAUCAUAGUAACAAUUUACAAUCAGUGUAAUUAUUGCUUUUUUUU
Molecule: messenger RNA, 1337 nt
Organism: Pieris napi
Lineage: Eukaryota; Metazoa; Arthropoda; Insecta; Lepidoptera; Pieridae
Gene: Pabp2
Product: polyadenylate-binding protein 2
Exons: 6
Coding region: 329-1006 (225 amino acids)
Molecular function (GO): RNA binding
Source: RefSeq, a predicted model, not a curated record